Molecule: messenger RNA, 6278 nt
Organism: Gryllus bimaculatus (two-spotted cricket)
Lineage: Eukaryota; Metazoa; Arthropoda; Insecta; Orthoptera; Gryllidae
Source: the annotation of a GenBank genome assembly
AAUUCCGCCUGUAGUCUUGGGUAUGACGUAAUAUCAAAGUAUGACACAGAGAGAUAUGAAACUCAUUCCUCUUUGAGCAUCCGUAUAGGUCAGCGCAGAAACACUUGAAACUCGCAUCCCGCACGUAACGAAAGAAGCAUAACCUCAGAUUGGUGCGGUCUUUUUAGUAGAUUUUCUGGUUGUCCCUAUCCCUUGAAGUGAUUCGAAAGUCGAAUAAUUAAGUGAAGUAAAUGUAAAAUAUUAGUGUUUUGUUUGCAGAAAUGAGUGAUUCCGGUGUUGUAAAUCGGGUAGUAGUUACGUAUUUCUGUUGGUAAAAUGGACAAGAGCAUGACACUAAGUGACGAGUGCCCUCUUGAUGAAGAAGAACUGAAUUCCAGAAUUUUUGGUGAUUUAGAACCUGUUACGUGGUCAAAUGAUGAUGACACAGACGUUAACAUGUUUUUUCAUAGAGUUGACUCUGAUCAAAUUAUUUACCAGACUAAAAAAAAGAGGUGUAAAAUGAUAGGUAAAUAUGUGAUGGGUGACUUACUAGGGGAAGGUGCUUAUGGAAAGGUUAAAGAAGUGCUUGAUUCUGAAACACUCUGUAGACGGGCUGUGAAAAUAUUGAAAACCAGAAAACUUAGGAGGAUCCCAAAUGGUGAACAGAAUGUUCAAAGAGAAAUUCAGUUGUUGAAAAUUUUGAAGCAUAAGAAUGUGAUAAGCCUGGUGGAUGUUUUAUUCAAUGAAGAAAAACAAAAAAUGUAUUUGGUUUUAGAGUAUUGUGUUGGUGGUCUCCAGGAUAUGUUGGAAAGUACUCCUAAGAAAAAAUUUCCUCUUUGGCAAGCUCAUGGGUAUUUUAGCCAACUCAUAGAUGGAUUGGAAUAUCUUCACAGCAAAGGAAUUGUUCAUAAGGAUAUAAAACCAGGGAAUCUUUUGCUAGCUUUAGAUGGAACAUUGAAAAUAUCAGAUUUUGGUGUUGCUGAAGCUUUAGAUAUGUUUGCCAAAGAUGAUACAUGCACAACAGGGCAAGGAUCCCCUGCAUUCCAACCUCCUGAGAUUGCAAAUGGCCAUGAAACAUUUGCUGGCUUUAAAGUGGACAUUUGGAGCUGUGGAGUUACUUUGUACAAUAUUACUACUGGUCUGUAUCCUUUUGAAGGAGACAAUAUCUAUAGGCUAUUUGAAAAUAUAGGUAAAGGUGAAUACACUAUUCCAAGUGAAAUUGAAAAUCCCCUUCGAAGUCUUAUUGAAGGAAUGUUACAGAAGGAGCCUGAAAUGAGAAUUUCUCUGCAGCAAAUACGACAGCAUCCAUGGUUUGGACGGAAACCUGCCAGGACUUUAGAAUUUGUGCCAGUACCUCCAUUACGAGAAGAUGAAUUUCAUUCAAUGACUGUGUUGCCAUAUUUGAUGGAGUACCAUUAUGGUGAAGAUCCUACUGCAUCAGACAAUCAGAGCCAGUACAUUACAGAACAUCAAUUGAAUGAAGAACGUAAAUUGCAAGAGCAGCAGAAUGCAUUACCUGGAAAUGAUGGCCGAAGAGGAGGAGCCAAACGUCGUUGGCGAAGACCCAUUUCUUGUAUUAGUGUGAAAAAGUUUCCAACUUGCAAACAGUCAUGAUGCUGUGGUGCUGACUCGUUAGUUGCACAUGUCUUUAUUAACCUGCUGAGACGAAUUCCUGGUUAAGAUAAAGAGUAAUGUGAAAUGUAUUUAUGUUGAUUGAAAGGUGCUUACUUAUAAGAAAAGUUUCUGUGGAAAGAAAAAUUGACUAAAGCAGAAAGACUAAUGUACUUGAUUUUAAUAUAUAUUUUGGGCAUUGCAAAUAUAUUUUAUUGUUUGAUAGAGAAAAUUCAGUAUUUUUUGGCUAUUAAAUCAUUAACUUAUGUGGGAAUUCUCAGCUUAUGCUACUACUCUUCAUUUAAUUAAACUAAAUUAACCAAAACCCAUCUAAUUAAAAAUGUGCUAUAUAAAAUUAAAUUUGUUGCCACUUCUAAUUUAUAUAACUUAAAAUUUUCUAUUUGCAUUUCUUGCAUUUUUUUUAAUUGGGCAGUUUUUUGUUUUUAUCUUGCGUAAUUUACUAUCUGUUUCAAUGAAAUGAAAACUUCAACUUUUUGUGUGUGACAAAUGGCAGUGUUGGCCAGAUUUCUUUGUUCUUUAGAAUUUUUUAAUUACCACAGUGAAAUUGAAUUAUUGAAGUUGUCAGUGAAUUUUUUAACCUUGUUAAGCAUGACGCCUUUAAGUGAAAAGUACCAGCAGAUCUAGUAACCUUUUGUGUUCCACUUACAUUUCAUUCCAGAAUGCUUUGUUUUGAGACUUGAGCAUAUAGGGCAGGGCACACGGGAACACACUUUCAUGAUGCGUUUUAAUAAAUUCCAUUCUUCUUUUGUUAUUUGAAACCAAAUUGAAACAUACAGAAUUUCAGAAAUCUCUCCAAACCUGGUGAGGAUGAAAAAAUGAUAAAGGGAAAUAAGAAAUAGAGAAAAAAUUGUUUUUUAAUUAAAUGAACUAAUUUCGUUAAAAGAAAUGAGUAAUAUAAGCUCAGCAUUCCCAUAUGUAUGUACCUUGCUUUCUUUAGAGUAUUGUAUAGCUUUAAGAAAUGUGUGGAUUACAGUUUUUCUAUUUACGUAAUAAUUAUUUCUUUGUGCUGAAGUUUAAUUUCCAAACUUUUAAUUGAAUUCUAAAAUAUUUUUAGUUUGCUUUUAAUACAUCAAUGAAGAAAAGAUCCAUUGUCCAUUGAAAAAUUAUUAAAAUUCUAUUGACAACACAGAUCUCAGGUAGGGCAGUGGGUCCAAAACCUAGACCAAAUAUUGUAAGGAUUGAGUGUUAAAUCUACAGGGUGAUUCACUUCCUCGUAAACCACAAAGCAGAGCCAACUGAGGAUCUCCAUGUGUAAAUAACCAACAAUGUGAUGAAUGAAAUUAUAUAUCACUCUCAAAUUUCAACAUAAUGCCUUGUGCAUAUCAAUUAGUCUUUGUAAGAGAAGAAUUAUUCUAGAAAGAAAUCAUGUAUCCCUUCCAAAAAGUCACUUCCUGAAGAACAAAGUGACUCCUGCAGCAAAUGUUUAUAUUUUUUAUUAAUAUUAUCAAUUUACUGACAAAAAUAUUUUUUUCUUUUAGUUAUAAAACCAAAUUUAUCUAAGUUUAUAUUUAAGAAUUCAGUAAUCCAGUGUUUUAAAAUAGUAAAGAAAUUUAAUAGUUAGUCAGCAAUAUCAUCUGAUUAAAAUAAUGCAAUUGACCACUUACAGAACACUUAAAUAUUGCCAUUGAAAACACAGAUCAAAGCAUAUGGUCUGGUUAUAAAAUGUGUUUGUCAUGAGAUGCCAGAGCAUUUUCAUGGGAGCAUUCACAAGACUAAAAUAAACUUAGCUGUCUAUCAUUGAUCUAUAGCGAUUCUACAUGUGAUAGUAUCAUAUUUAUUUUAUUAGGAGAAUAUGUGAAUAAAAAAUAAGUAUUGAAAUCUAUAUGUGCCUAUACCCAACUUAUUUUAAUCAGGAAAUAGGUUUUGAAAGCCAAAGAAGUGUGUUUGUGAAUUAGUGUGAUAUAUGAAAUUUGAACUGAGAUUGUUUUGGGAGUAUUUGGGAAAAGAAACCUGUUUUAUAUAAAUAUACAUUUUAUAUGAAGAUUCUGAAGUUCAAAAAAGACAUUAUAUUUACAAUGGAGAACCUUUGUACAUGAAAAUUCUUUGAAACUGUUACUGAUUUCAUGAGUAAGUUGCAAAUGAUGAAUUGGUAAACAAUGGUGCAAGAUUUCUUUCUGUAUUUUAUAAAGUCCUUGUGUAGAUAGUGUGUGUCUGUGUAAAUAAUUCCAAUAAUCAUUGUAAAUUAUAUCUGGGAUAAAUCUUAGAUAUAUUGGACAUUGAAAUAUCAUGGCAUUUUUGUUGAGAGUUCCUUUUCUAAAGGAAUGUUCCUUUUAUUCAGUGAACUAUUUAUGGCAUUCAUAUGUUCUGAUAUGGUGUACUAGAAAGUAAAUUACUCUACUGAUAGUAUGUUUUUAGAGUGAAGAUUUCAGAUCUGGAUCUUUAGUCAUUGCUUUGUCAUAUUCAGAUUUAUUGAACUUUCAUGUUGUUUUUUUUUUACUUUUAUGCAAAUGAGUAAGCAAAUACUAAUAUUUCAUAAUUUUGAUCUGUGUUUUACAAUCUUUAAAUAUGUAUUUCUUCAAGGAGGAAACAAUAUUUUCUUAAGUCAUGAGAAUAUUUAAAAUAAUCAGAAAGAUCACCAUAUGUAGAUUUAGAUAAAAAGGAAAUGACAAAGUGCAAAAAGUUUUAAGUAUAUAUUGCUUUUUGAAAUGAACAUGUAUACAUCAUGCUUUAUCACUUCAAGGAAACCUUGAUCUGAUUCAAAUUAUAAGCCGUUGUUUUGUAGUAAUUUAGAUUUAUGUUACCAAUGAACAAAUGGUGUUUUAACUACAAUGAAAUUCUGUACAAUAUGGUGCACUCACCUGUUUUAAAUAGCUAUAGCAGUAGUUGCAGUUGUAGUGUGCCUUCAAAACAAACAUGUGAGAAGAUUGUGAAAUGUAUGUGAUCUUGUUAUUUUCUCAUAAUCAUAGAAUAGGAGACAGUUUAUUUUCUUUCCUUUGUGGCCACACUGCCUCUGUGUACUUUAUAACACCAUUCGCCAGUCCAAUAAGUAGUGAGAACUAUUGCUUGUUUCCUACAAUGCUCAUGACAUACAAGUGUGCUUGUCUUACAUUGUAUGAUAAUCUUGUGCUGAGUUUUGUGCUUUGAAAUGGAAUGCCAUAAUUCAUUGUUAUAAAAAAAAUGAAUUUAAAAUUCGCUCUGGUCUUGUGUGUAUUCUAUUUAUGCCCUGUGUUUGUUUUUUUAGUUUAUUAGAGGGCAUUAUCUCUGAAUUUCAUUUCUUAUUUGGCCAUAUGUUUGUGAAUAUGUAUGAUAUUCUGAGCUGAGAAUUGUGGGUUUUUAUGGAAUAUUAUGUUAAAUAAUGUGAAUGUUGUUUAUGUUUGGUAGUCAAAAUGUUUUUAUGUACUAGUCAAGAUGCAAUUUUUUUGUUUAGUGUGAAACAUACCUCUGUGUGGAAUCUUAUAGAUUCCAAAUUAUUGGACUGUUUUAAUGGCUGUGUUUAGUUUAAAUUAUUUAGGGACAGUGUGUGUGUGUGUGUGAGAGUGAGUGAAAGAGAGAGAAAACGGCAGCCAGGAGUACAGCUAUCUAAUAUUGUGAUAUAUUUUGUACAUAGGAACAUUAUUUCCUGAUUUGUACAUGAAAUAUGUGUUGCAAUCAAUUCCCUUAGUAAUAAUAUUAAAAUUUAGUGUCGUGUUUUAAUGGCUCUUAUCAAAGUAUCCUUAUCUCAGAAGAGCAUUUCUUUGUAAUAUAAAGAGGUUCUGUUCAAAAUUAUCAUACUGUAAUAUUUUUGGAUGAUUUUAAGCUUUUCUUCUUGUUUUAUUUCCUGAAGUUCUAAGUGAAUUUUUUGAAAUUUUGAAUUGCAGCCCUGGAUCUGUUACUGUUAAAAAUAUGUAUUGAUUAUAGGUUCAUCUGUAUUCCAGUGUGUGCAUUGCUUGUGUGCGGUAUCCUUGAGUGUAAAAUUAACCUUGUUUGUAUUAAUAGGGUACUACAAAAAAUAUAUAUAUAUAUAUUGAUGUAAAUAGAGAUAAAUAUUACAUUUUUCACUCAUUUAUUGACGUUUCAUUAACUGCCAUGUUAUCACAACUUUCAGUUACUACUGAUACUUUCUCAAAUGUAGUAUAUACACUUAAUUUUCAAGUUAAAAUUUCAUUUUAUUGAUGCCCAAAAAAGUGGGGAAAGUGAAUACAAGAUGGCAAAAAGGAACAUCAAGAAAUUUAAAAAAAUAUCACAAUUAAGUUAUAUUAACAUUUUCAUUCAUUAGGAAGGAAUUGGUCUGUAACAAUCAACAUUUCAAACUGGUUGAAUUGUUUUUAUUACUUGCUUUUAUGAUUAUUAAUUAUCAAAGAGGUAUCAACCACAAAGUAUGUUAAAACACAAAUUUAAUACAAAGAAUAAACAGCCAUACAUGUGUUUUAGAACUAUUUUUUCUCCAUCUUCAGUGGAUCCAAACAUCAUGGAUUUAGUCAGUGUCAUCUAGAAUGUUGGUAUGUAUGGUUGUAUGUCAUAUAGAAUACUAUGAAUUAAAUUUAUAUUGUAAUGUUCUUUGUGGUUGAUACCUCCUCAAUCCUUAAUUAAUCAUUAUGGAUUACUACCAUAUCUUUGCUGCCACCAUGGAAUUCACUUGGUUUUACAUCGGCAUCCUUAUUUAAAGAAAGUUAUUUUUUAUUAAAAACUUGAUUGACGGAAAUGAGUUGUUGAAAAUUUAAUUCAAACCCUGAAUUCUAAAUUAAGGC